Messenger RNA from Striga hermonthica, 1026 nucleotides. Lineage: Eukaryota; Viridiplantae; Streptophyta; Magnoliopsida; Lamiales; Orobanchaceae. The record is from the annotation of a GenBank genome assembly.
AUGGCGAGCAACGGCGAUGAAUCACCCAGAUCCGGCGCCGGGGCAGCGAACGAGAACCCUGCGUCCGCUGCAUUCAGUUCAGACAAGCUGCCGAUGAAUUCCAGUCAAAAUUACACGGACGACGACGGCGAAGAAGAUGACGAAGGAGAGGACCUCUUCAACGACCAAUUCAUGAACGAUUUCCGGAGGAUGGGAAAGCAGGACCAGUACGAAACCAUGGAGGAUGAUAGGGAUUUGGACCAGAUUAUGGCUAACCGCAGAGCUGCUGAGAUCGAACUCGAUGCAAGACAACCUUCUCGUUCUCACCAAGACACCAAUGACGAUGAAGACAGGCUGCCGAUAAUAACUACAGGUGACAAGCAGCCAAAUACUCCAACCAGCAUGGAUGAUACUGAUGGGAUACCCAGUUCACCUGGUAGAUCACAAGGAGUGAACUUCAGAGAUGAUGUAUCCAUGACUGAUCUGGACGAUGAUGAAGAGAAUGAGGAAGGUGAGUUUAAGAUGUAUAGGGUUCAAGGAACCCUCACAGAGUGGGUUACGAGAGAUGACGUGAGGCGUUUCAUUGCCAAGAAGUUCAAGGAGUUCUUGCUUACUUAUGUGAAUCCAAAAUUGGUUCAUGGAGACUUUGAGUACCUAAGGCAGAUAAAUGAAAUGGUGGCGGUUAACAAGUGCAUUCUGGAGAUUGAUUACAUGCAAUUUCUCUUUACCCACCCGAACAUUGGAAUCUGGCUUGCAGAUGCUCCUCAGUCGGUUCUCGAGGUUAUGGAGGAAGUUGCCACUAAGAUUGUUUUCCAGUUUCAUCCAAAUUACAGCAAAAUCCAUCAGAAGAUAUAUGAAGCACUCGACUCCAUGCGUGGGAAAAUUAAGAGACUCGAAAGGGAAGAUCGGGAAAUAGAGAAAGAGAUGGUAAUAAAGUCGUCGAGUUUGCAGAAUGUACUCGAGUCAAUGGAGGCUUUCAGUGGAAGCUCGUUGAGAGUUUACGAGGAGCUGUUGGAACGGAUGAAUGUGCUUGAUUUUGCAUCAUGA